CUAGUACUCACCAAUAGGUCGCAAUGCAAUCCACAUGCGCCUCAAUGAAAUUACCUAAAGCUUCCUGACUUGCGCAAGGCUGGACUAGGUAUCAGGCUGUUCCCGUCUAGCAUCUCAAGUUAAACUUUCCAUUCUCAUCUUCCGCAAUACAUCAACCUUCGAAGUCGUAAUUAGACCUGACCAGCCCAACAAUCCCGACAAGCCCGAAAAGCCCGACAAAACUAGACAAACAACACCCAACUGCUACGUAUGGCACAAUUCACGCUCCGGUUACACAUCUUACCGCGACGGUGAUUGCGAUGAGGUAGGAAACAUACCUACUUCAGCACGGCUGGAAACCAAAUAGCUUGAUUGUAGUGUAUCGGAGGCUUGUAUAAGAGGCUUGGAUCACGAUGGCAAACCCUCAAUCAAGCAAUCAGAAUGGCAUCGCGCCUCACUUUCAUCAACAAGGCUAUCCGCAGCCCGGUCCUGGUUCAGGCGUAUAUCAACCACAGCCGAAUAUUUCGAAACCCUUCACCUUAGGCGAAGCCCUUCCUUAUACUCCCUUCACGUCGGUCUUUCCAUUUGAACCAGAUAUCAUUAGAAAUCCUACGAUUGGUUCUGGUCCUCUCGCACCAUCUCUCGCCGGCCUAGUCUCUAGGGAAGAUUACGAUGCCUUAAAUAAAGAAGCUGAGAUAUCUAGCCACUCGAAGCGUGUUGAGGGAAGCCUUGAAUUCGUGCAGCAUCUCCUGAAGACGGACAAGAUCACGCACUUCCAGUUCAAAACUUCGCCGAUAGCUACAUUACCACUUAACAAGCCAACCAAAAGUGUCGCCGAUGGAAUUUCACCCUUCGCUAAGCUGAUUUAUGACAAUACCUCCAUCUCUUUCCGUUAUUCCAACACCGAGACCACAGAUGCUUCUACACCGAAUGGCCACGGUCACAGCUACGGCCAAGGUCACGGUCACGGCAUGUCUCCUCGAAUCUCGAAGAAGUCGUCUCCCAAGGCACGCAGACAAGAGCCACCUAAGGUAGUUAAACAUAAUCCUGCUACCUCAAAUGCGCAAGCAGUUGCUCAUAACAAGUCUCGCAUUGAAAUUCAUCUGCCCACCAGAAAAGAGCUAAAUACUGCCGCUGCCAUCUACACUCCUCCCAGACCUCCCGCUCCAUCAUCACCUAUAGCAGCCCAAAUUCAAGCCCAGACAGUUUCACUUGCCGAUCUGAUGGUGACACCAAAGCCACCCACACUUCCGGUUUCACAACCCUCACAAGUGCUACCUUCACCAGCCCCGAAGGUAGAACCAGAAACCCCAACACCGCAGGCUAUCAUACCCAAGACCGAAUUAUCGGAUGCUCCUCAGCAGUUGUCGCAUGUGCCGGAGCAAGAUCAACCUCCACCAUCAUCGGCGUCUUCUCUUAAGCAUGUUGCCAUUCAAAUCGAACUACCAGCGGCUAGCUUUGAUAAAAACGAAUUCGCUGUAGUUCCCGAUGCGCCUGAACUUCCGGCACACUUAUCUGCGAAAAGGAAACGCGCCGCACAAGAUGAGUUCGAAGAUGCCCUUGGAGGAGAGCUCAACCAGCGCGAACUUGCUAAUGCCGCUUUUGGGGACUUGCGCAGAUGUUUCCAGGAGAUAUUUUCUGCCGAUGACUACCUAUCGAACGAGCGAGGUGCUACAUCGCAUCUAAUUACGUUGACGAAUGAUCAGGAACCUACCAUGACAAUAGCUGCGCAUGAUAAAGCUCAUAAGCAAAUAAAUAGGGUCAUUAGCCUUGGAUGUUUCCGCCAAGCGCCUCUACAUGAUCUACUUCGAAUCCAGACCUUGAGCGAAGGCUCUUUGAAGCAAACAGAAUCGCUCGAUUUCAAGCUAGAUGAGGCGUGGGGAGAAACCGACAUCGGGUUUUGGGCACAACAGCUCAAUGGCAUCGAGAUGGGCCUCAAAGCUGCGCGCACAUCGUUCCGCAUCAUGUGCGGCGGUCGGGAAGAGAGACAGCUGUAUUCUGAAGACCUAAUCCAACAAGGUUUAAAUCUCUUCAGAAAUGUCAUCAGUGACAUUAUCAUCCCAACAGCCGAGUUGCGGAGCACCGGUCCCACCAGUAACAUAUUCCGCCUGUUAACGAUACACAAGAAAGUCAUCGGCACUCUUUUCACUACUUGCCAGAAGGUCUUCUCUCUGAUGUCUGACUUGAUAGUUAGCAUUGACCUCUCUGAGACCGUUGUACACACUCUAGAGUUCGUGGCAUCGCGUCUAAUAUUCGUGGAGAAUGCUCACACAGAGAGGGAUUCGGUCGUAGGUGUCCAGAAAUUUGAUGCCCUUCGUCUGGUCGCCAUGAACGUAUUGUCGCAAAUAUUCUUGAUGAACCCUGCCCAGAGAGAGGGAAUCUUUAAUGAAAUCCUAACUUCUCUAGAGAAGUUGCCUAUAGGAAAGCAGAGCGCGAGGCAGUUCAAACUUUCGGAAGGCAAAAGUAUCCAGCCCGUUUCAGCACUGAUCAUGCGACUCAUCCAGGCAAGUGCUGGAAAGGUAGAUGAUCGCAAAGAAAAGCUUCGUGGUCGGAUGAUGCAGAGUCUGGCAGAAGAUGAUGGGAGCGGUGGCCACACAUUAUCCGAUGGCGUCAACGGCAAAGCAGAACCCACCUACGCGAUCAAAACGGAGACCAAUGCUGCAGUCCAGCACUCAACGGCCAUCCAAGAGUUACAGGCUCUUGCGAAGACGCUUGCGGACGGCGCUUAUCGCAACGCCACGUAUGUCGUUAACUUCAUAGUGAAGCGAGCACUGAAAUCCACCAAGUCCGGAGAUACGCCGUAUCGAAACCUAUUAGACUUGUUCAUCGAAGACUUCACUACCUGUUUAGACUCUCCAGAUUGGCCUGCGGCAGAACUGUUGCUUCGGCUCACAAUGUACAUGAUGUUCCAACAGGUGGAUGGUGAUAAAAAUGCGGCACCCGCAAGAAAUAUGGCCCUGGAACUUCUCGGUGUUAUGGCUGCGGCUAUCUCGAGAUUGCGAUCUUAUGUCCGGAAGACCGCUACUAAUUUUGAGGGAAGCGACUCGGAUGAACUCGGUCGGUGGUUAGCUGAUCUGACUCUCAACGUUCUUGAAGGCAACAUGUCAACGGAAAAGACCAUUAGUUGGCUAGGACCAUAUCGCGUUGUCUUGGAACACCUGCAAGAUCGCCUAGGUGACGACCCUUAUCUCAAAGGUGCCAUCUCCUACCUUAUCACAGACUGGGGAUCACAGGUUAGCCUUGGUUAUGACUCCGUUGCGAAUGAGGAGCCAGAGGAACGGGAUUCCGAGCUCGGGAGAAUUGCAUUUCGCCUUCGCAACAUGAUCGACGACCCGAAAUGGCUCUCGCGCGAAUACAGCUUCAAAUCGGUGGUUCCUAGCCACGCAAAGCUUUCUCAUUCAACGAUCCUCCUCCGGUCAAACUUUUGCGCCUCAUUCAAAAAUAUCCUAAACAUACUGAUGGGAUCAAUGACUACGGAUCAGGCAACUGUGCGUAGUCGUAGUCUUAAGAGUAUCAAUCUCGUGCUCGACACAGAUCCGACCAUCCUGGACGGCGAUAGUGUGUUCAUCCAGCUCAUCCUUCAGUGUUCUAAUGACUCCUCGCCCCAAGUACGAGACUCGGCCCUGGGUCUCAUCGGGAAGUGCAUGGCCAUGCGCCCUAGGCUAGAGGAGAAGAUGACGCCAACAGUCAUCCAAAGAUUCAUCGAUUCCGGAAUAGGUGUGCGAAAAAGAGCGAUGAAGUUGGCCAAAGACAUUUACCUCGGUAACGAGAGCAAAGUAGUUCGAAGCACCAUUGCAAACGGACUGCUACAUCGUACACAAGAUCCGGAUGAGGGCGUACGGGAGCUUGCAAGACAGAUGAUAGAAGAAGUUUGGAUCUCCCCUUUUUACAAGGAGGACGACUCAGUUGCUUUCAAACAGGCUCUCACCGACCAUGUUGCUCUAAUGGUCCAGACCGUCAAGCAGGGAAAUACCGCGCUCGUCCUAGACAAGGUCUUUCAGACAAUCCUCUCGCCCGACUAUAAGCUUGCAGAAGCUAACUCUCGAGUUUGCACAAGACUUGUGGCCGACUUGGUCGACCUUAUCGGCAAUCCCGAAUCGGACGACCCAUCAAUUCCUUCCAGCAGAGAUGCUUUCCAAGUCUUGAUGAUUUUCGCAAAAGCCGAUCCCAAGCUGUUCACUUUUGAGCAGAUCCGGCAACUACAGCCUCAUAUUGCUAGCGUCAGCACUAGCGAAGACUUGACGGUCUCGAGAGCUGUAGUCGUCAUAUAUCGUCGUGUGCUGCCCCAGGUGUCAAGUGUGCAUUCGAACUUCCUCGUCGAGGUUCAAAGAUCCCUCAUGCCCGCAACCUCCAAAGUCACGAGGGCACUACUGGACGAUGUUGUGGCAUGUGUCUGGAUCAUUAGCGAACUCCUCGAGACGUUCAAGCCACCUACUCACCUGGUGCUAUCAUGCCUUAAGAAUAUCCAGUUGAUGAGUGGCAAGGGACCGCUUGACCGGACAAAGAUCAGACAGUUUGACCGAUAUUCCCUCAUCGUUGGAAUGAUUGGCAAACAUUGCAGCCUAGACAGCCAAGAAGAGCACUUCAAGUCCAAGCCCAAUCUGCCAAAGUGGAAGGGUUCCGUAUCAAAACUCAUGGUGGAUGUUCUCGUCCCUUUUGCAAACCCUUCCCGGCCAGUUGAUGUGAGGCGGCCAGCACUGGAUGCCAUUGGGCUCAUCUGCCAAUCCAACCCUAGGAAUUACGUGUCUGCCAAUGUCUAUACCACCUUCCAACAAGCUUUCGAUGAGCGCAUGCCGGUUUUGGAGUCAAUGAUCCUUCGAUCUUUCAAGGAAUUCCUAUUGAUAGAAGAGCAGCGUUCCGAGCAAGCGGCCGCAGGCAAAGAAUCCGUUAAGAGGGAUCUCAAAGUUAUGGGCGGCACCAGUUUCGAUGACGUUGCCAGUGCGACCACGCAGCGGUUCCUAAAAGACAUCACUCGUAUUACGCUUGCGACUCAUGAUGACCACGCCUUUCUCGCCAUGGAGGUAUUAGCAAGCAUCAAUAGGCAAGGUCUCGUGCAUCCGAAAGAGACCGGGGUCACACUUAUUACUCUUGAGACCUGCCCAGUGCCCAAGAUCUCGGAAUUGGCAUAUCAUGAGCAUAGGGCACUUCACGAGAAAUAUGAGAGCGUGCUCGAGCGGGAGUAUGCAAAAGCGAUACAAUCAGCUUUUCAGUACCAACGUGAUAUUAUCAAAGACCCACGAGGCGCGACCGAGCACCCUUUUAUGUCAAAACUUCAUCUUCUCACUGAAGUGUUGAAAAUCAGCAAAUCGAAAAACCGCGUUCGAUUUCUCGAGAAACUUGUUGGGCAAAUCGACUUCGACCUUUCGAAGCUUCCCGCAGGUCAGGCAUUAUCUUCACACGUACAAUUUUCUCGGUUUAUAAUCGAGAAUAUCGCAUUCUUUGAGUUCGUCACGAUCGGCGAGCUGCAGACUACAGUUAUUACCAUGGAGAAAAUGGUGACUGGAACGGGAUCUAGUAUCGCUCAAGCAAUCGAGUCCGAGAUCUUUCAUGUACGAAUGGAUCCGAUCUCUAUCUCCCAGCAAAUCGUUAGUGGCGAAGAACAGCCUAUUGCUCCGGCGCCGCCUACUGUCGAUCCCCAACGGCUCCAUCAACUAGCAGCUGGUUCAGUGAUCCUUCUUGCCCUUUGGGAGGUCCGUACGUACCUACGCCGUUUGUAUGGGCUUAGCUCCAGCCGGCGCGAGAGCAAGGGAAAGAGUGCCCCGAAGGAUCUCGCCAAGUCCCCGGUCAAGGUUCAGGGUGUCACCGGAGACAAAUUCUGGGAUGACGUAUCCAGAAUUAUGUCUGCAUUCGACACACCGGAACACAUGAUCGAACAAUGCCGGGCAUUUGUGGAGCUCUUGAACGUCGACAACGAAGUCAAAGUUCCCGAGGAAGAGGACGAGUUUGAUCUCGACGGGGAGGCAGCUUCUCCAGAUGGAGACGACGAUGAAGACGCGGCCGAUCAUGAUCCCCGCGGUCGCAAGAGGAAGGCAGGCAAUGCACCCGGCGGACGAAAGAAGCGGGCACGGUCUAACUCGAAGCCAAGACCCCGAGGCCGACCUAAAAAGCAGAGUACAGAGGCGAUGGAAGCCGGCGCCGACGUCGAUAUGGAAUGGAUUUGAUUAAGAUCAUUGUCAACGUCCGGGAAAUUUCCAUUAACACCUAUGGAUCUGGCUUCAUUUCCACGUUUAUGUUCCCAUUACCACGCAUAGACUAGGCAACCAUCUCAUCAUACACGUGACGCAGGAAGGGGGUCUGCAUUGAACUAAACGGCGCAACAGAGACACUGACGAACAUGGAAACCGGCGUUUAGAAAAGGAAAAGGGAGAGAGGAGUUGGUCAAUUACCUGGAAUUCACAUGAGAUGUCCGAAUGCAUGCCAUUGCUACUGCUGCUUGGCAUUUUGAAGGGGGAAUGAUACUUUCUGUUUUGCUUUUUCUGCAAUGAUUCCUCAAUGUAUUAUGCUUGCUUUGUACACUACUUAAGAUCGGCGGAGGGUGGUAAUUGGUCGCUAGCUACCUAGCUACAUGUAGCUCUUGAUACCUACGGGUACAUGCGUGAUCCGAGGUAAAAUAAAGAUUCCGGCCAUCUCAUAUUCA
Annulohypoxylon maeteangense is the source of this 6616-nucleotide messenger RNA. RefSeq names its product ARM repeat-containing protein. Gene Ontology annotation, molecular function: chromatin binding. Gene Ontology annotation, biological process: regulation of gene expression; replication-born double-strand break repair via sister chromatid exchange; establishment of protein localization to chromatin. Lineage: Eukaryota; Fungi; Ascomycota; Sordariomycetes; Xylariales; Hypoxylaceae. The record is from RefSeq and is a predicted model, not a curated record. Bases 393 to 6140 code for a protein of 1915 amino acids. The transcript has 3 exons. Gene Ontology annotation, cellular component: Scc2-Scc4 cohesin loading complex.